AACCUUGUGUGAAAAAUGAGAGUUGGGGUGCUUGUGCUCUCCCUGAGAAGGCAGAAAGACUUCUUUCUCCCUCGCUGCCUUGCUUCCCCCAACCCUGUCAUUACUGAACUUCCAGCAGCAGGUCCGCCCCAGUGAGGCAAGUGGGUUGGUGAUGGGUGUGUUGUAACAGCUGGGGAAAGGAGGCAAAGGUGAGUGAGCCGUGGCCCAGCUGGUCACUCCUGGGGCCUCUGCUGGCUGUUUAUUACACAAAAGAGAAACUCCUUAAAUCGCUGCUCCAGCUCACAGGUUCCCACCACUGGCUUCUGUUGUAAUCUGGGAACCGAUUUUUCCUCGGAGACUGGCAAAAGCUGAUUUGCUCAUCAUUUUCCAUUGAUUUUUAAUGCUAAGUUAUUGGGGAAAAUGUAGGUACGCACACAAUAGGUUUCUUCUGUUUGUCAACUCCUGACAAUUGCUUGGCUCUGGACUGGAAGAGGCAAAGGAUUCUACAGAUUUUCAGUGCUGACAGAUUUGCUGUUUUACAAUGGAUCCUUCUGCAAGUAAUAGCCUCCAGACCUCAACACCCAAUGGAAAUAUCAACUUAGGACCAUCAGCAAAUCCAAAUGCCAGGCCAACAGACUUUGACUUCCUGAAAGUCAUUGGAAAAGGGAGCUAUGGAAAAGUUCUCUUGGCCAAACGCAAAUCUGAUGGGAAAUUUUAUGCUGUAAAAGUCUUACAGAAGAAAUCUAUCUUGAAAAAGAAAGAGCAAAAUCACAUCAUGGCAGAGCGCAAUGUACUCCUAAAGAAUGUGACGCAUCCUUUCCUGGUGGGUCUCCGCUAUUCCUUUCAAACUUCAGAGAAGCUCUAUUUUGUCCUAGACUACGUCAAUGGAGGAGAGCUCUUCUUCCACUUGCAGCGGGAGCACUGCUUUCUAGAACCUCGGGCUCGAUUCUAUGCUGCUGAGGUGGCCAGUGCUAUUGGCUACCUGCAUUCUCUGAACAUCAUUUACAGGGAUUUGAAACCUGAGAACAUACUCUUGGAUUGCCAGGGUCAUGUUGUGUUGACUGAUUUUGGACUUUGUAAAGAAGGAAUGGAACCAGAAGAAACCACAUCCACUUUCUGUGGCACUCCUGAGUAUUUGGCUCCUGAAGUAUUGAGAAAACAACCUUAUGACCGAACAGUAGACUGGUGGUGUUUGGGGGCUGUUCUUUAUGAGAUGCUCUGUGGCUUGCCACCUUUUUAUAGUCGAGAUGUUUCUGAAAUGUAUGAGAACAUCCUUCACAAGCCUCUCCAGAUCCAAGGAGGCAAGACAGUGGCAGCCUGUGACCUUCUGCAUGGUCUUCUCCAAAAAGACCAGAAGAAAAGACUGGGUGCCAAAGAAGACUUUCUUGAGAUAAAGAAUCAUGUCUUCUUCAGCCCAAUAAACUGGGAUGACUUAUACCAUAAGAGACUUACUCCUCCUUUCAACCCAAAUGUGGUGGGGCCUGCUGAUUUAAGACACUUCGAUCCAGAAUUCACUAAGGAAACAAUUUCCAGUUCUAUUGGACGCACACCGGAUUUAACAGCCAGCAGCUCUGGGGCUUCCAGUGCAUUUUUAGGAUUUUCUUAUGCACCUGGGGAUGAGAAUUUUUAAAACUGCUAAUAAGCCCAGGCAUCAUUGCUGAAGAGGUGCUUGUGUUAUCUAUCUUUUGAAUUGAAUUAUACUGUCCUAAAAUGGAAGAUAUGAUGAGAAUUACUGUACAUGUCCCAAUUUUUUCAUGCUGACCAUAUAGCGCUCUUAGGUGCUACAUCAGAAUGGUAUUCAUUUGAUGGGAUAAAACUAACAGGAAGGAAAAAAGGAACAGAGGAAGAAAGAGAGAAAGGAAGGAAGGAAGGGAAAAGGGUAAGAUAGGGUAGUGUGUCUACCAAAAAUUGGCUUCUACCUUAGUUGUAGUGGAAUUGGUGGAAUACCACCAUGGCCUAUAGUCCAUUUUUGAAACUUACUUUUGUCAGUUCCUAUAAUGGUGGUCAAAUACUGGAAGACUGAUGCAUAAGACACUCAUUUAUAAACCAGGAAAUCAAUCUAUUAAAAUAAAAUGGAAGGUAUAUCUGGCCUCAAACCCAGUAAUGGUUAUUUUUAGAUAAUACCUUUAAAUGAGUGAAUUCAAAGAAUUUGGAUUUUAUUUGGAAUUAUUCAAAUUAUUCAAAAGUUAUUACUUUUUGACCCAAUAAUUUUAUUAUUGGGUAUAUACCUCAAGGAGAUAAGGACAGAAAGGAUAGCAGCACUUUUUGUAGUGACAAACUGGAAAUGAGAUAAGUACCUAUUCAUUGUGGAGUAGUAGAACAAAUUGUGAUAUGUGAAUAAAGUGGAACAGUAUAUUUAAGAAAUAAUAGAUAUGAAAAAUUCAGAGAAACUUAGAAAGAUUUUAAAGAACUGAUAUGAUCAAAAUAAAUUGAACCAAGAGGACAUUAUACACAAUGACCAUAACAACAUAAAUGACAACAACUGUAAAAGACAUCAUGACUGAAAAUAAUGAAAAAGCUAGUUUACGAUGCCAAAGAACUGUUAAUGAAAUAUAUCUCUUUCCUCUCACAGAGAUAUAGUUUCAACAGGUGUGGACUGAGGUCUAUAUUGUUCACAAAGUCAAUGUGUCAGUUGUUUUGUUUAACUUCAAUAAUGUAACAGUAGUUAACAUUUAUAUUAAAGUUUGUAAAGCACUUUAUCUUUUUUAAGCUUCACACCAGCCUAUUGAAGUAGGUAUCAUAGGCAUUCUCUUCUGUUUAGCUAAAGAAACUGAAGCACAGAGAAAGAGAUUUGGUGAGUGCUCAGGAUCACAGAACUAAGAAAAUUUCAGAGAUAGGACUUGAUUGCAGGUCUUCCUGACACCAAGUGCAGUGCAUCAGUCAUUAUGCUUCUCUGUUUUUUUUUUUUUCUGAGUAUUAUUUUAAUAACUUUUUAUUGACAAAACAUAUGCCUGGAUAAUUUUUUACAUUAUCCCUUGCACUCACUUCUGUUCCAAUUUUUCCCUUCCCUCCCUCCACCGCCUCCCCCAGAUGGCAAGCAGUCCUAUACAUGUUAAAUAUGUCACAGUAUAUCCUAGGUACAAUAUGUGUGCAGAACUGAACAGUUCUCUUGUUGCACAGGAAGAAUUGGAUUCAGAAGGUAAAAAUUACACCUCUCUGUUUUGUUGUAAGAGAGGGUUCCAUUUAAGAAAUGGUGGCAAUUUUUAAAAAGCAUUAAUAAAAAAUAUUUAAAACCUGAUUUACCAUUUUAACAGAAAACUAUGUUGUGUUUAUUCUUUCACUAUAGUCUGUAGAUCAUUCAACAAACAUUUACUGAGUCUCUAUCAUAUAUAUGGCACUGAGCUAAGAUAUUAGAGAUAUAAGGGCAGCCAGAAGGUGAUAAAGGAUAGAGUUUCAGACCUGGAGUCAGGAAGACUCAUCUUCCUGAGUUCAAAACUGGCCUCAGACACUUAUUAGCUAGGUCACUUUGGACAAGUCACUUGAUCCUCUUUGCCUCAGUUUUCUUGCUUGUAAGAAACUGGAGAAGAAAGUGGCAGACCAUUCCAAUACCUUUGCCAAGAAAAAUCCAAAUGAAGUCAUAAAGAGUUGGACACCAUCGAAACUGAUUGAAUGACAACAACUUAGAGAUAAAAAGAUUAAAAUUGCUACAGCUCUUACUCUUAGGACUCUCAAGAAGCUUACAUUUUAAUAGACCUUAAGAAAAGAAAAAUAGACUCUAAUAGAUUCAGAACAAAUGUCAAAAACUAGAGUUCUUCAGCAGGCAAAAAAGAUAAAUGAAAUGGAAUAUGAGCAACAAUUGCCAAACAAACAAAAAAUCCUGAAUAGCAUGAUAUGAUGAUCAGGGACUUACUCACUGAAUUCCCAAGAAGUGGAAUGAAAUGAGUCCUUUGCAACCUGAGAGAAUUAAGUUUGAGACAUAUGAAAACAAACAUUGAAUGGUAGGAUAAGUCAUCUAAUAGAAUUUGUUUCUCUAGGAGAUGGUAGUGGCAAGAAAUAUAACAAGUUAAUAUUCUAAUUAUACCUACAUCAUCCUAUUGAUUGAUAACAGGUCCCCCUGAAAAAGGAUGAAAACCUUUUUUCUAGCCAAUUAAUAUGGCCGUGUAUCUUUUAUUCUCCAUAUUUUUCCCUCAUGCCAACUUUUACUGUCUUCCUUAUUUGUAGGCAUAAGAUUCCAAAGUGGAAGUGACCUUAUAGCUAUCUAGUUCAAUACCCUCUUUUAUUUAUUAUUUAUUUUAAUAACAAUAGCUUUUUUAUUUUUCAAAAUAUGUGCAAAGAUAGUUUUCAACAUUCACUCUUGCAAAACCUUGUGUUCCAAAUUUUUCUUCCCUUACUCCCCCUUCUCUGAGUAAUCUAAUACGGGUUAACCAUGUGCAUCUCUUUUAAUCAUAUUUCCACAUAUAUCAUGUUGCACAAGAAAAAUCAUAUCAAAACAGGGACACUGAUACAUUGUUGGUGGAAUUGUGAACACAUCCAGCCAUUCUGGAGAACAGUUUGGAAUUAUGCUCAAAAAGUUAUCAAGCUGUGCAUACCCUUUGAUCCAGCAGUGUUUCUACUGGGCUUAUAUCCCAAAGAGAUACUAAAGAAAGGAAAGGGAUCUGUAUGUGCCAAAAUGUUUGUGGCAGCCCUGUUUGUAGUGGCUAGAAGCUGGAAAAUGAAAGGAUGUCCAUCAAUUGGAGAAUGGUUGAGUAAAUUGUGGUAUAUGAACGUUAUGGAAUAUUAUUGUUCUGUAAGGAACGACCAGCAGGAUGAAUACAGAGAGGACUGGCGAGACUUACAUGAACUGAUGCUGAGUGAAAUGAGCAGAACCAGGAGAUCAUUAUAUACCUCAACAACGAUACUGUUUGAGGAUGUAUUCUGAUGGAAGUGGACCUCUUUGAUAAAGAGAGCCUUAAUUGAUCAAAGAUGGACAGAAGCAGCUACACCCAGAGAAAGAACACUGGAAAUGAAUAUAAACUGUUUGCAUUUAUGUUUUUCUUCCCGGGUUAUUUAUACCUUCUGAAUUCAAUUCUCCCUGUGCAACAAGAAAACUGUUUGGUUCAGCACACAUAUAUUGUAUCUAGGAUAUACUGCAACCCAUUCAACAUGUAAAGGACUCUUGCCAUCUGGGGGAAGGGGUGGAGGGAGGGAGGGGAAAAAUCGGAACAGAAGUGAAUGCAAGGGAUAAUGCUGUAAAAAAUUACCCUGGCAUGCGUUCUAUCAAUAAAAAAUUAUUAAAAAAUUAAAAAAAAUAAAAAUAAAAAAGUAUUAAAAAAUUAAAAAAAAAAAGAAAAAUCAUAUCAAAAGGGGAAAAUGAGAGAAAAAAAAAACAAGCAAGCAAACAACUACAACAAAAAGGUGAAAAUCCUAUGUUGUGAUCCACAUUCAGUCCAAAUAGUCCUCUCUCUGGAUAUGGAUGACUCUCUCCAUCAUGAG
This is a messenger RNA of Antechinus flavipes (yellow-footed antechinus), 5391 nucleotides long. RefSeq names its product serum/glucocorticoid regulated kinase 2 (gene SGK2). Gene Ontology annotation, molecular function: protein serine/threonine kinase activity; ATP binding. The record is from RefSeq and is a predicted model, not a curated record. The coding region runs from base 521 to 1609 and encodes 362 amino acids. Lineage: Eukaryota; Metazoa; Chordata; Mammalia; Dasyuromorphia; Dasyuridae. Gene Ontology annotation, biological process: protein phosphorylation. The transcript is spliced from 13 exons.